UGGAAUCAUAAUCUUAUCAGAAUCAGUCCUCUGUAACCUCUAAACAUUUGAAACAAAAGCAAUAACCAAAACUUUUCUGAAUCCAAGAAUCUUUAUCGUAUCAUCAAUGGCGUACGCACCGUCAGCACCGGAGCUUCCAGAAUCGUUCGGCCAGCAGCUUGACGAGGAAGCUAGAUACACUUACGCGUAUCCAUACGGUCGACCAACGAACCAACUCGGAUCUUCCGGAAUGUUUUCACCGGAAACGCAUCCGGACAUCGUGAGGAGCUUCGAGUCUGCAGGCGGAAACCGGAGCGGAUUCCUCGAUGAGUCGGAGCUCCGGCAUGCGUUGUCGUUUUCUGGAUACGAAGGAAUCAGUAACAGAACGAUAAGGUUCCUCUUGUUCAUCUACAAGAGCCCUGCAGAAUCUCUGCUACGGCUUGGUCCUAAGGAGUAUGCUGAGUUGUGGAAUUGCCUUGCUCAAUGGCGUGCCAUGUUUGACAGGUACGAUAGUGAUAGGAGUGGAAAGAUGAAUCCUUUAGAGCUCAGAGACGCUUUCUAUCAUCUCGGUUACAUGCUUCCAUCCUCUGUUCUCCAGCUUAUUAUCUUGUCUCAGCUUGAUGAUGGGACUGGCAACACUGUCGACCUCUGUUUUGACAGAUUCCUCGAAUGUGGGAUGAUUGUGAAGAGUUUGACUGAGAAGUUCAAAGAGAAGGACCCCGGUUACACAGGAUACGCAACUCUCUCUUACGAUGCUUUCAUGUCGAUGGUCAUUCCGUUCAUUGCCUCAUAUGACUAAUCGUCUUUGUUUCUUUAAACAAUCUCAGCUUGAAUAGGAGAUUGAAAUAAAACUGGUGAUUAGGUAAGCUAGUGUUGUUAGUUGUGGUGGAAGAGAAAUAAAUCAAAGUUGUAAUGAUUAUAAGUAAGAAACAAAAGUGGUUUAACUUUGCGCCAUAGAGAAAGGAAAAAAAAAA
Brassica oleracea var. oleracea is the source of this 953-nucleotide messenger RNA. Its product is annotated as probable calcium-binding protein CML48. The coding region runs from base 107 to 778 and encodes 223 amino acids. The record is from RefSeq and is a predicted model, not a curated record. Gene Ontology annotation, molecular function: calcium ion binding. NCBI's taxonomy places the organism in Eukaryota, Viridiplantae, Streptophyta, Magnoliopsida, Brassicales, Brassicaceae. The transcript is spliced from 5 exons.